This is a messenger RNA of Zea mays, 2188 nucleotides long. RefSeq names its product heavy metal-associated isoprenylated plant protein 32. The record is from RefSeq and is a predicted model, not a curated record. NCBI's taxonomy places the organism in Eukaryota, Viridiplantae, Streptophyta, Magnoliopsida, Poales, Poaceae. Gene Ontology annotation, molecular function: metal ion binding. The transcript is spliced from 3 exons. The coding region runs from base 418 to 1806 and encodes 462 amino acids.
GCGGAGCCCAAACUCCGAAGCAGCGCACAGGCAGCGUCCGCUCCCGUCGCGCACGCGCAGGCACAGACACAGCGGCAAGGCAAGGACCAGGUCACCCGCGCCUCGUCUACCUCCGCCCUGACGGAUUGCCCUCUCUGCGUCGAGCAAGCAUCGCCCGCCCAGCCCCAGCCCCCAGGCAAACAGAGGAGCAGCAGCAGGCCGAGAGGCGUGUUGCCGACCCAUUCUUAAAUGCGUGCAACGGCACUACUCCACUCCCCACUACCAGCUGCUCCCUCCCUCCUUCCCUUCCCUCCUACCUCUCUCUCUCUCUCCCUCCGUUCGUUUCUUGACUCUUCUCUUCUCCCCAUCAGCCAGCAGUCUCUCUCUCUCACACACACACAAGCAGCGACUUGCUCACAGUAGUGCUCCCCGGACAGAAUGACCAAAGACGAGGAGUUCAAGCUGGUCAAGAUCCAGAACCAUGCGCUGAAGGUGAACAUACACUGCGACGGGUGCAAGCACAAGGUCAAGAAGCUUCUUCAGAAGAUCGAAGGCGUGUACUCGGUGGCCAUUGAUGUGGACAACCACAAGGUCUCGGUGACGGGCGAUGUGGACUCGGAGACCCUGAUCAGGAAGCUCACCAGGGGCGGCAAGCACGCGGAGCUGUGGUCGCAGCCCAAGGGCGGCGGCAACCAGGGCCACAAGGGCAAUAAUGGCCAGCAGCAGAAACAGCAGCAGCCGCAGAACCAGAACCAGAACCACCAGCAGAAGCAGAAGCAAGGUGCCAAUCUCAGCAAGGAUGGGCACAACAAGAACAGCAACGGCGGCCAGAAGGACCAGGGGAAGCAAGGAGGAGGAGGAGGGGCUGGGGGCCUCAUGCAGGGCCUCAAGGCGUUCAAGAACCAGCACGGCAACAAGCACCAGCUCCCUGAGCUCAGCUCGGACGACGAUGACCUGUAUGACGACGACGACGAGGAGGAGUUUGACGACGACUACGAGGAGGAGCUCCGCUUCCUCGGGGACAAGAUGAGCCAGCUCGGGUUCCACGGCAACAACCAGAACAAGAACGGGAACAACGCUGCUGUCAACAGUAACCACAGCAACGGAAAUGGCAAGAAGGGUAACGGAGGUGGUGGAGCCAACAAUCAUCACCAGAACAACAACCACCACCACCACCAGAACCAGAAGAACGUAAACGUGAUCAACAUGGCAGCAGCAAAUGCCAAGAUGGGCGGCGGCGGCGGAGGAGGAGUCCAGAACCACCAGAAGAACGCUGCUGCGAUCAACAUGGCCGCGGCGGCGGCGGCAAACGCCAAGAUGGCUAACGGCGCCCAGAGGAACGCUGGUGCCAUGGGCGGCAUGCUGGGCCUGAGCCAUGGCCUGGGAGCCGCCGCCGGUGCUGCUCCUCCUGGGUUCCAAGGCUACGCUGCAGGCUUCAACCACCCGUCCUCCUACGCUGCUGCCGGCUACGGAGGAGGUCUCCAGCAACAGCAUCUCCAGCAUCAGCAGCAGCAGCAGCAGAGCAACAACCUCAUGGCGAGCAUGCAGGGGUACCAUCAUCACCACCCUGCGGCGACGGCAGCGAUGAUGAGCAAUCUGAGGGGUCUGAACGGCAACGUGAUGAUGAUGCACCAGCAGCCCCAGCAGCAUCAGCAGCCGCAGAUGAUGUACCACUCCUCCCCGCAGAUCAGCCCUUACACUGGCUACUACAACCCUUACAACUACUACUACCACCCCCACCCUGGCAGCGCUGGCUACCCGCCCAGCAAUGGGGAUGUGGAGACCAUGUUCAGUGACGAGAACACCAAGGGCUGUGUUGUCAUGUAAGGGGAUGCAGCUACAAUCCUAUGAUCUAGAGGUUGUAAUGGUGGCGUGGUGAUGCAAUCCUGCUGGUACCUUAUUUUCCUUUUCUUUCUUUCUUUCUUUCUUUUUUUUUCCUUUCAUUAUUUUACUGCUAUUUUAUGGUUUUUUUUCGCAUGUAUCAAGAAGAGUGAAUCAUGGUGUUGACUUUAGAUGUGUUGUUGAAAGUAGGGGGGGCAACUUGAGAGAAGGUGAUCAGACAGUUGUAAUGUAAUACCUUUUAGGCUUUUACUGCCUAGUGCUUUUCCUGACUAGACUGGGCUCAUGCCUAAGGUUCCCAAAGCAAGAAGUCUUGCCCUGACUUGCUUUCUAUAAUUUGUAUAUUAUAUAAUCUGGGUGUUUGUGGCUU